Molecule: messenger RNA, 3245 nt
Organism: Solenopsis invicta (red fire ant)
Lineage: Eukaryota; Metazoa; Arthropoda; Insecta; Hymenoptera; Formicidae
Product: MATH and LRR domain-containing protein PFE0570w-like
Exons: 13
Coding region: 1263-3245 (660 amino acids)
Source: RefSeq, a predicted model, not a curated record
AUGUGUACAAGAAGGCGAUUUUUUCAACAAUAGAGUCAUUUUUCCUGAAAUUGAUUGUACUUUACGUACAAACGAAACAUUUAGAAAUCGAAUUCACAUUGAACAUCACAUAGUUUGUUUAGGUGUCAUGAAAAGAUUGCUGCAAUUAUGGGUUAAAGGCAACAAAAAUAUUAGAUUGUCAGCAGAAGGUGUAAAUUUAGUUUCGAAUUAUCUAAUUGCGAUUAAGUCCUGUAUUCCAUCUGAAUUUGCCAGAAAACCAAGAAGUUUACAUGAUCUGGACAGAUGGAAAGCUACAGAGUUUCGUCAAUUCUUAAUGUAUACUGGAAUUGUUAUUAUGAAAUCAAUAAUGCGACCGAUACUUUACGAUCAUUUUGUCUCUCUUAGUGUUGCUAUAAGGAUAUUAAGCGAUCCGCAAUUAUGUAUAUCAUUUAAUGCUUAUGCAAAUUCUCUAUUAGUAUGGUUUGUUUCCAAUUAUGGAAAUAUUUAUGGUAAUGAAUAUUUGUCAUACAAUGUUCAUAAUCUCGUUCAUCUUGCCAACGAUGUAAAAACUUUUGGUUGUUUAGACAAUUUUAGCUGCUUUAAAUUUGAAAAUCAUAUGCAAAAAAUUAAAAAGAAGUUACAUCAAUCUGGAAAACCAUUACAAGAAUGAUCAAAUCGAAUCUUUGAAGAAUUACAAGUACCAAUCCAGCCGCUCAAUCACACGAUGCAAUAUCCAAUUGUAGUUUAUAAACAUCAAUCAGAUAAUAAGGACAUUUCUUAUUUACAAUUUAAAUGUUUCAAGAUUGGAAUAAAUAAAAGUGACAAUUGUGCUUUUUUCGAUGAUAACUCGGUGGUUUUUAUUUUUGAUAUAUUUCAACAAAAUCGGGUGUUAUGUACCCGUGUAAAACGUUUUAUAAAUCCAAAAUCGUUUUUUACUGCACCGUGCGAUUCGAGAAAGCUUGGCAUAUUUCUAUUAUCAAACACUACUACAUUUGACAUUAUAACAAUUCCAGUAACACGAAUACAAAUGAAAUGUUUUAAAGUGAAAUAUCUUGAUGAAGUUGAUUCUUAUGUUACAAUACCGCUUCCUCUUACUAAUGAUUAGAUUUUGAUAUCUUGGAUUCUGAAGGUUAUCAAAAGAUCGCAAGGCAAGAAUGUCGAAUUACAAUUAUGCGGUUGUAUAGUUCCCCGCAGACUAAACAUAUUCAGAAAUACCAAUAACAUGGCUUAAAGAAGAUGACUCGCAGUGCUGGUGGCCGCCUAGAACAUCAAACUGUCCGCAGAUGAUUGCAAACUGUGAAAGUCCGGAUUAUAAAACAUGGGCCACUUAUAAAAUAAACGUCGUAAAAUUGUGCACAUCUCUUGAAUCAGCACGAAAACAUGCAGCAGAUUCACAAUAUCAGACGACCGAUGAAGAUCGGUUAGGAAGAGGACAAAGGCCACAUGUAAUCGUUUCAGUAGUGACGCAGAAGAGUGCUCAACAAACAAACCUCGAAAAAAAACAAGUCGACAUUGUUACUUCUAGGCCACCAUCGUGCCCUGAAAAUUUUGGCUUAUCUGAAAAAGGAGCAAACCGCGAAUAUAGACAAGUUACAACGUCACAACAAGCAAAACGACUCAAAACGAACAACACUGGUGUUGCUAAACCACUAUCACAUCCUGAGAGCUCGAAAUCAUUUAAUAAAGGAUCAAACGAUGAACGUAAUAAAAUGUCACAAGGGGAUAGAAACGCCAAUACGAGCACUAUUGUCUGUAGGAAUAAGUCACCAUUGUUGUUUGAUGACCGCGAACCUUCUAAUGUAGAAUAUAACGAUGAAUAUAAUAGCGACGACUAUAAUAACGAUGAAUACAAUAACGAUGAAUCUAAUAACGAUGAACAUAAUAACGAUGAAUAUAAUAGCGACGACUAUAAUAACGAUGAAUCUACUAACGAGGAACAUAAUAACGAUGAAAUUCCAACGUCACAAGUUAAUACACCUUGUAAAAAAACAAAGGAUGAAACGAUAUCACAGUUAAAUAACGGUAAUAUACAAGAAAGCAAUAGUAGCCCAUUAUUAGAAUUUGCUUCCGAUACGGAAAUUGCAUCAGAUGCAAAUGAAUCUUUGUACAAAAAUACCGACGAAAAUAAAAGUCCAUCAAUGCUAGACUGUAGACGAUAUUUAAGGAAGAGAUCUCGACUUGCAUUUCAUUCAGUCAAGAAUAAUGCAAAUGCAACUGUUGCUAAAAAUAGUGAUACAACACUAGUCAACAACACUACUGAAACCGAUGAAGAUGAAGUGAUAGAAGCCAGUCCUAUGCAAAGAAGUGUUGCAUCUAAAGUCAAACAGUGUUUGAAAUUGAAGAGGAAAAUUCCUGUAAAACGUUUAGAUUUUUCAUUAUAUCCUUCGCCUAAACAUAUUUCUACGCAAAUGGAAAAUGUUAAUACAUUAAAAGAUAAAGUUAACAUAAAUUAUCUUUCACCAAUAAAAGUGCAUAAGAAGACCGAUAUUCAAAUUAAAAAAUUUAUUAAAGUCCAAAAUGAAGAUCAACCAUUAACGAAUAAAAUAAAUAAUUUCAAUUUGGAUGACACAGAAAACAAGCCACAAGAAAAAAAAACGAUAUUGGAAAAGUUUAAUGUAAGGUCAAAAAGAAAGGACGUUUCAAAGCAGCUUAACAUGCGAUGUAAAGCUGAUAGAGCAAAAUUAAAAGGCUCGGAUUGCUGGGAAUGCAGAGAAUAUUAUCAGACUUUGAAAUUGUCUAAAGAAAAAUUGCAAAAGCGGAAGAAUCAAUGCUCGCGACAUCGGGACAGAUUUGAGCGACCAAAGACACCAGAAGAACAAGACAAUCAAUCUUCAGGAUUUAAGGAAACUUGGCAAGAUGUACCCGUAAUAAAUUUUGUGUCUCCAUUGCGUGCUCAACAAGCUCUACAGCAGAAGAAUGACGAUAUUUCUCAUAUAAAACGCUGCCUACAGCAACUCUUACAAAUGCAAGCAGCAUCAAAUUUAACUCUCAAGGACAUAAAACAACGACAAAUAAAACUAGAAAAUGUUAUCAAAAGCAUUACACCCAUUGGAUUAAAACCAUUGGAUAGUGAUGACAGUUUGAUUGUGGAAUUAUUACCGUUGGCCACAAUAAAUAAUAUGAAAGAAUUUGAUUCUUUAUUAAAAACUUCAAACGAAGCAGUGACGCAAUUUGUACUACUGUGUCCAAAAAGUAAGGUGACAUUGCAUUUAUUUCGAAAAAUCUUUAUUUAUUCUUGCAAAUCAAUUUCGUCCCCUUCAAAGUAA